GGAAUAUAUAUCUGAACCCAUUUUACUUUUUCCAAUACUAAUUAAAUCAAUAAUAUUUUCUGAUCUUUUCAAAUUGUUCCCAUAUAGGUAGUAGUAGAAUGGAAGGUAGUAAUCGUACUGUUCUUUUGUUGUUCUGUCUCGUUCUUUCAUGCUUUGUGGCUCAAACUCACGGGAAGCAGAAAGAACAAGGUAUCCCUCUCUACAAAUAUUCCGGGUUAAAGCCCAAGUCAUCUGGGGCACUCGACGCGAGUCUUUUCGAGGUCGAAAAGUCUGCCAAUCCAGAUAAUAUUCAUAUACCUCAGGAGGGCUCCAAGGAGGGUGACAAGAUCGGGAAUCUGCCUGGACAGCCUCCGGUGGACUUCUCUCAGUAUGGUGGAUAUGUUACGGUGAAUAAAGUUGCCGGUCAUGCGCUUUAUUACUAUUUUGUUGAGGCUAAUGAUCAGCAUAAGGCUUCGUUGCCUCUCCUUCUUUGGCUUAAUGGAGGCCCAGGUUGUUCAUCUUUGGCAUAUGGAGCAAUGCAAGAGCUCGGACCAUUCCGCGUGCACAGCGACGGCAAAACACUUUUCGCAAACCGAUUUGCUUGGAAUAAGGCUGCAAACGUUCUGUUCCUGGAGUCUCCUGUCGGGGUAGGGUUUUCGUACUCGAAUACAACAAAAGAUUAUGAAACGCGAGGGGAUACAAACACUGCAGAAGAUAAUUAUGCGUUCCUGGUGAAUUGGUUAGAGAGAUUUCCAGAGUACAAGAACAGGCCUUUCUAUAUUUCUGGAGAAAGCUAUGCUGGCCAUUAUGUUCCUCAGCUUGCACAUACCAUUCUCCGCCAUAACAAGAUGCAGGCUACAAAGACCAUUAUCAACCUCAAAGGAAUCAUGAUCGGAAAUGCAGUAAUCAAUGACGAAACUGAUAACCGGGGAAUGUAUGAUUUCCUUGCGUCCCAUGCUCUCGUCACAGAUGAGGAUGCCUAUAACGUAAACAAUCGUUGUGAUUUUACACCCAAUGUCACCACUCAAAGUAAAGAGUGCAUGGCCUCCAACGAUGCAAUCAACGAUGCUAUUUCCGACAUCGAUAUCUAUAACAUCUAUGCUCCUCGUUGCUUCUCUACCAACGUCACUGAGAAGCCCAAGAAAGCUUCUCUCGUGAUCGAUCCGUGCAGCGACUAUUACGUACAUUUUUACCUGAAUCAGCCUGAUGUUCAAAGAGCUCUUCAUGCCAAUGUAACGAAGAUUACACACGACUGGGAAGCAUGCAGUGAUGUCAUAUCAAACUGGGGAGAUAGCCCACCAACUAUUAUUCCCCUUCUGCAGGAGUUCAUGGCCAAUGGUCUUCGAGUUUGGGUUUUCAGUGGUGACAUCGAUGGAAGGGUUCCAGUUACUUCAACAAAGUAUUCUCUAAAGAAAAUGAACCUUCCUGUCAAGACUGCAUGGUACGCUUGGCACUUGAAUGGAGAGGUUGGUGGAUAUACAGAAGUGUACAAGGGAGACCUAACAUUCGCGACAGUGAGAGAAGCAGGGCAUCAAGUGCCCAGCUACCAGCCUGCCAGAGGCCUUUCUUUGGUCACUCAUUUUCUCAAUGGCACCCCUCUUCCUAACACGACAAGACCAUCUGAUUAAGUGUUCGAUCAACAAUUAAUCAUGUAUUUAUUUUUCUUAAUUAUUUCAUUCUUUUCAAUAAAUUAAUUAUUCGUGUAUAGCAGGUUGCUUUUCUAAUUAAGCAACAUCCUUAAGAAAUUCUGUACACAUUUAUGAUAUUUGGUUCGAUUUGUAUCAACAACGUUCAGAGCUAGAACGUAUAAUAAUAAUAUGCCAAUUUAAUCGGUUCAAAAUUCAAAAAAUCUUGCAAAAUUAAUUUCGCAUGAA
This is a messenger RNA of Juglans regia (Persian walnut), 1853 nucleotides long. RefSeq names its product serine carboxypeptidase-like 40. Gene Ontology annotation, cellular component: vacuole. The record is from RefSeq and is a predicted model, not a curated record. Gene Ontology annotation, biological process: proteolysis. NCBI's taxonomy places the organism in Eukaryota, Viridiplantae, Streptophyta, Magnoliopsida, Fagales, Juglandaceae. Bases 99 to 1607 code for a protein of 502 amino acids. The transcript has 7 exons. Gene Ontology annotation, molecular function: serine-type carboxypeptidase activity.